AUGAAAUUAAUACAAAAAACAAUUUUUAUUAAAUUAUUUAUUAUCAUUAUCACUGUUUAUAUUUUAUUAAAUAUUUCACAACUUCACAUUAAUAGUUUAACAAAAAUAAAAUUAAAGAAUAGAGAUAUUAAAGUUUAUGUUGAUUUAAAUCAACAAGAAAAUCUUAUUUCUAAUAAUAAAAUAAUCAAUGAUGACGAAGAAUCAAGUAUUAUUAAUAUAGAUACCAAUGACAAAAAUAAAAAUUCAAUCAUUGACCAAUUAAACAUUGAAAAUAAAGAAGAAAAAGAAGUAUCAUCCUCCUUAGUUGAAAAUCAAAGCGAGAGUAGUCAAAUUAUUCCAUCAUUCAAUAAUGUUAUUGUAGAUUUUGAUCCAAAUAUUAAAUUUGUUCCAGGUGAACCCCCAAAAUACUCUGCUAGAUUCUGUUCUGGUUGCUCCAAAUGCCACGAUAAAAAUGAAAAACACUUAAUCCUUUAUUAAAUAAUUAAUUAAAUCAUUAAUUAAAUCUUGUAAAUUAAUCUGUCCGAAAAAAAAAAA
Molecule: messenger RNA, 534 nt
Organism: Dictyostelium purpureum
Lineage: Eukaryota; Evosea; Eumycetozoa; Dictyosteliales; Dictyosteliaceae
Exons: 1
Coding region: 1-477 (158 amino acids)
Source: RefSeq, a predicted model, not a curated record